AGGCCGGGCCGGCAGGCCGGGGAGGCAGUGAGGGGGAGUCAUGGCCAACCUGUCGCAGUGCCUGGAGGAGGGCGCCGGGCGCUGGCCGCCGCGCCCGGCCGGGCUGGAGCUGGGGCUGUACAGCGAGGCGCAGCGGCUGGCGCUGGAGGAGCUGGUGGCGGGCGGCCCCGAGGCGCUGCGGGCCUUCCUGCGGCGGGAGCAGCUGCCGCCCUUCCUCUCGGAGCCCGAGGUGCGGGCCAUCGCGCGGGGCGCCGUGCCGCCCGCCGCGGCCGAGGAGGAGCCGCCGUCGCUGGGCGCCUCGCCGGCCGCCUCCUCGCUCACCUACUUCCCCGAGCGCUCGGACGUGGAGCCGCCGGCGCUGGAGCUGGGCUGGCCGGGCUUUGCCGACGGCGCGUUCCGCGGGCUGACGCGGGUGGAGGCGCACUUCCAGCCGGGCUGCGGGGAGAGCGGCUGCGGCUGCAAGGAGGCGGUGCGGCGGCAGAUCCGCUCCGCGCGGCAGGUAAUUGCCAUUGUGAUGGAUUCCUUCACAGAUACUGAUAUUUUCAGUGACCUUCAGGAUGCCUACAACAACCGCAAGGUCCCUGUCUAUAUCCUUCUUGACCAGGGCUUUCUACCCUACUUCUUGGACAUGUGCAAGAAUUUAGGAGUCUGUCCCGAGCAGGAAAGUCUGAUGAGAGUUCGAACUCUCACUGGGAACACAUACUACACGAGGUCAGGUGCCAAAAUCGUUGGGAAAGUCCACGAGAAGUUCAUGUUAAUCGAUGGCAUUAGAGUGACAACAGGCUCCUACAGCUUCACAUGGACCGAUGGGAAGCUGAACAGCUGUAACUUGCUGCUGUUGUCAGGUCAAGUGGUUGAACACUUUGACCUCCAGUUCAGAAUUCUUUAUGCCCAGUCCAACCCUAUCAGCCCUAAACGCCUGUCAAGCUCCAGGAACAGUGGAAUGUUUGAUCAUCUGGUGAGCAGAACAGAGUCCUCUAAAGAAUACUCCGUAAAAAACAAUUUGAGAGCAGAAUUUGCCAGGAUGUCCAGUACUCCCAAGAAAAUGUUAAAAGGACUAGAUCUGGCUGAAGAUAAUCCCAGAGGCAAACCUUGUAACCUGGGACAUUCUUGCAUCAGUGAAGUGGAGUGGUUCAGUGAUCAGGAGGCCACAGUGGAGCGAAAGAAUGCAUCAACUCAAACUGGCUGGUGGGAAGAGAAGCCCGUAGUGACUGCGUGUAAUGCUGUCACACAGACCAACGUUUUAACAGAUGAAAUGGGCACUCAAACUUCUGUUGAUGCUAGAAUGACGGGGACUCAGACUUCAGUUUUGCUGAAGACUGCAGUGACACAGACAAAGGAAGAAGAGCAUGCAGAAACACCCCUGCUUUACAGAAGGGCAUCAAAAGAAGAAUGCUUUCCACCUGGAAAGUCUGUAUCAAAUUCUAGCCUGCGAUCACUGUCUUCAUCGUCCCAGUGUUCUCUUACGAGCUCUACCAGCUCAAUCUCUUCUAUUCGUUCCGUUGAAUACUCCAGCAGUCACAGGGCAGAGUAUUUCCAGAAACUGCAUAAGGAGAGGCAAUUCCACUACUCCACCAUCAGGUCGAAGUUCAGCCACAUGGUGGAUAUCCUGUCCCGAAGGAGACGUGUGCCUGAAAACUACAUGAACCACUACACUGGAAGAUGCAAUCUAAAUCAGAGGCGAGACAUCAGUACCAGCCUGCGCAGCCUCCGAGAUGUUUCACUCUUUUCUCUGAAUAAAUGACUGCUGUACUGAAUGCAGAGCACGAACGUUUGGGUUUCAAAAUGCACUGAUUAUCUGCUGGUUCUUCUAAUUCCUUCUGGUACUUGUACAUAUACCAACAAGAGUAAAUCCCUUUCCAGCACUUUUAUACUAUGCAAUUUAAGUAAUAAAAACCAGGUUUUUAUUUAUACC
Messenger RNA from Oxyura jamaicensis (ruddy duck), 1915 nucleotides. Its product is annotated as protein FAM83D-like. Gene Ontology annotation, biological process: regulation of TOR signaling; positive regulation of cell cycle G1/S phase transition; regulation of ERK1 and ERK2 cascade. NCBI's taxonomy places the organism in Eukaryota, Metazoa, Chordata, Aves, Anseriformes, Anatidae. The record is from RefSeq and is a predicted model, not a curated record. Bases 41 to 1744 code for a protein of 567 amino acids. Gene Ontology annotation, cellular component: mitotic spindle pole; cytosol. The transcript has 4 exons.